This is a messenger RNA of Sabethes cyaneus, 768 nucleotides long. RefSeq lists its product as uncharacterized. NCBI's taxonomy places the organism in Eukaryota, Metazoa, Arthropoda, Insecta, Diptera, Culicidae. Bases 1 to 768 code for a protein of 255 amino acids. The record is from RefSeq and is a predicted model, not a curated record. The transcript has a single exon.
AUGAGUGCUGAUAUGACGCUAACAGAGCUACAUAAACUGUUAAAACGUGAAAUCCAGUCAUCCAAAGACGAAAUACAGAGCAGCAUCAUGGGAAUGAAAAACGAGCUGCAAAGGCUGAGCUGUGAAGUGGAUGAAGUUAAACAGUCCCAAAGUUUCAUAAAUGCAGAAUUUGAGAAUUUUAAGAAAAGUAUCACCACUACAACAGAGGGGAUAAAACGUAUGGACGUGGACAUGACCUCUCUAAAGGCCAGUCAGGUACAUAUUUCAUCGCAACUGGUUUCCAUGGACCGUGAUAUCAGUUACAUCCAGCAAGAACAGUUAUCCAACAAUAUGUUAAUAUCGAAUGUAAUCAAAACUGCCGAUCUUUGUGCUAUUGUAUGUAAAAUAUGUGAGCUUCUGGAAAUUGAGCUGCUUUCUCGCGAUAUUUUUACCAUCACCCGUUUAACGACAAGGAAUACAAAGCAAAUUGAACCGAUCAUAAUUCAAUUUUCUAAUCGCAUCGUGAAGGAGAAAAUAAUGGCUGCUGCUAAGAAUAUCACUCUGUCGUGCCGGAAUCUCGGAUUCCCUAUUGACCAGCGUAUCUAUUUCAACCACCACUUAACGGCAAAAAAUCAAUCUUUGUUGAAAGUUGCAAGAACCUACAAAAGGCAGUACAACUACAAAUUCGCAUGGUUCAACAAGGGAUAUAUCUAUAUCAAGAAAGACGAAAAUUCUUCCGCUUUACGGAUCCUAUCGAGAGAGGAUCUACCUUCGGGAAUGGAACAAUAA